CAAUGUAAUAUGUUCCUACUUUUGUUCCAACAGAAUAACCACUCUAUCUAAAAUUAUAGAUAUCUUAGAUCCCUGCAGCAUGGGAUGAAUUAAAAUUGAAGCAUUUUCUAUCAACUUAAGGAUAUACAGUAUCUGAUGUGCAGAUGUUAAAAAAAGAAGAUCGUAUUAAAUUAAUCUGAUUCAAGUAAAAUCUAAAGGAAUUGCAAUUGUCAAAUUCAAUAAAAUGCAAGAAGGAGAAAAAGCCACAAAAUAAUUGAAAGAAGUGGCUGUCGAUGGAAUGCAACCUCUGGUACUUAAAUGGGCUGAGGGUGAAAAAGAAAGGUUAGGAGUAGCAGAAGAAACUUCUCCUAAAAUAUAAAUUGAUGGCCUAUAGAAAGACUGCGAAGAAGCAAUGAUCAAAGAAAUAUUUAUGAAAUAUGGUCAAGUCACCGAUGUUUAGAUUUAGAAUUAAGGAUAAUCAUCAAUCAGUGCCAUAGUAUCAUAUACUUUUAAGGAAAGCUGCUUAUUGGCAAUAAAAAAUAAUCAUAAUAAGAAUUAGUUAGGGUAAUAGUCAUAAAGUUAUAAAUUAAGCGAUCGCCCAUUAGAUGUUAGAUUUUUGGGUUAACCUGCGACUAUUGCUAAAUCAUAAUAUCCUGAAACUCCUGCAAAUGAAGAAGGAGAUCCAAUUAGAGAUAUUGUAUAUGAUAUUAUAAAUUGUAGACUAAAUCAUAUACAAGAUGGUUAGAUCAGAAGAAGAAACCAAUAUAUAUUCAUUGGGAAACUGGAGAAAUAGUGAGGAGGUUCUUAUUCAUAUUCAUUUAAAUAGUGUGAGCUUUGGUUCAAUUAUAUAUUCACCAGAUGGCAGUAAAGAAAUAAUUACUAAAGAAAAAUAUUUGAACGAUUUGGCAACUUUCAAUUCUAAAAAAACAGGGCCUCCUGGAGCUAAUUUAUUUGUUUUUCAUUUACCAAAUGAACAUAAGGAUUCUGAUCUUAUGGACUUGUUUUCAUCAUAUGGCAAUGUGAUUUCAGCUAGAGUUAUGACUGAUCCAAAAACUGGUAAAAGUAAAGGUUUUGGUUUUGUGAGUUUUGAUAAAUAAGAGAGCGCAUAAAAAGCAAAAGAAGCUAUGGAUGGUCAUUUAAUAGGUAAAAUCAAACAAAUAUUCAAGACAAGAAAAAGUUAUCAGUUACAUUUAAAUAAGGUGAUGGAACCCCAUGUUAACCACUUUAAUACUAGUGGUUACCAAGCAUUUAAUAAGUGUAAUUUGAUCCAUUUGAUUUGUGA
Molecule: messenger RNA, 1261 nt
Organism: Paramecium pentaurelia
Lineage: Eukaryota; Ciliophora; Oligohymenophorea; Peniculida; Parameciidae
Source: the annotation of a GenBank genome assembly